UUAUCGCUUGCUGUUAGUUAGCUCGUGUUCAGGAUCUUGUAGUUAGAGUUUUAUAUAACCUUAGGUGAAUAGAAAGUAAAUAAAUGGCUCCUUCAACUCAAACAGCAAACGAGUCGCACGCGAAAGGAAUUAAUGCAGUCCUACUCGGGCCACCUGGAGCUGGUAAAGGGACGCAGGCUCCCAAAUUGAGAGAUUAUUAUAAUGUCUGUCAUUUGGCUACAGGUGAUAUGCUUCGAGCCGAAGUAGCAUCGGGAUCUGAUUUAGGAAAAACGUUAAAAAAAGUAAUGGACGAUGGAAAAUUAGUUAGCGAUGAUUUAGUUACAGAUUUAAUAAACAGAAACUUGGAUAAGUCCGAUUGUCAAAAUGGAUUUUUAUUGGAUGGGUUUCCAAGGACUGUUGUUCAAGCAGAAAAGUUGGAUGAACUGUUGGAGAAACGUAAUUCAAAAUUAGAUUCGGUUAUAGAAUUUAGUAUUGAUGAUUCGGUGCUUGUUCGUCGUAUCACUGGAAGAUUAAUUCAUGUUCCAAGUGGUAGAAGUUAUCAUGAAGAAUUUAAUCCACCAAAGAAACAUAUGGUCGAUGAUAUUACUGGUGAGCCUCUAAUACGAAGAUCGGAUGAUAACGUUACAGCUCUGAAGAAAAGAUUAGACUCCUAUCAUAAACAAACUCAACCAUUAGUAGAUUAUUAUUCCAAAAAACACUUACAUACACAAAUAAAUGCAGACCAAAAUCCUAAUUUAGUAUUUUCUCAGAUACAGCUAGCUUUUUCUAAAGCAAAGACUAAAGAUUUAGUUUUCUUUGUAUAAUAAUAAUAAUAAUAAUAAUUUUCUUAUAUAUAUUUGGUACAAAAUUAUACUCUUUCAUUGGAAAUACUUUACAAAAUAUAAUAAUUAUUAUUAUAACAAGGUUAAUAUUGACACGAUGAUUGGUUUUUACAAAAUUAUACAUUAUAAAAUUAUUUCUUUACAAUUUGACAAUUUAAUGAGUUUUUUUAAUAUAAUUUUUUUAUUAAAAAGUUCAAAGUUUUUAAAUAAAAAAAAUAUUAUAUUGUUUCAAUGUUAAAUUUAUAAACAAAAAUUUUUGUAAAUAUGGCAGAUUUUUCAUAAAUUUUAAUUACUGUUUGCGCUCUUCAAUUAUGGCAAAAAAUAUUAGUCUAUAGGUUACUGUUAAUCAAUUAUUAUAAAUUUCUGUUAGUAUAUAAUUAUUGAUUUAACAAUUUAAAACAUUAAAAGAAAAAAAUAAAGAAAUAUUGUUAU
Molecule: messenger RNA, 1253 nt
Organism: Centruroides sculpturatus (bark scorpion)
Lineage: Eukaryota; Metazoa; Arthropoda; Arachnida; Scorpiones; Buthidae
Gene: Ak2
Product: adenylate kinase 2, mitochondrial-like
Exons: 5
Coding region: 84-803 (239 amino acids)
Biological process (GO): ADP biosynthetic process
Cellular component (GO): cytoplasm; mitochondrion
Molecular function (GO): AMP kinase activity; ATP binding
Source: RefSeq, a predicted model, not a curated record